Penicillium verhagenii is the source of this 513-nucleotide messenger RNA. Its product is annotated as F1F0 ATP synthase subunit delta. Gene Ontology annotation, biological process: proton motive force-driven ATP synthesis. The transcript has 6 exons. Gene Ontology annotation, molecular function: proton-transporting ATP synthase activity, rotational mechanism. Lineage: Eukaryota; Fungi; Ascomycota; Eurotiomycetes; Eurotiales; Aspergillaceae. The record is from RefSeq and is a predicted model, not a curated record. Bases 1 to 513 code for a protein of 170 amino acids.
AUGAACUCCUUCCGCUUUGCUCGUUCCGCUCUGCGGGCUCGCCCCUCCAUGUUCAGCGCUCCCGUCCAGCGCCGUGGAUACGCCGAGGCUGUCGCUGACAAGAUCAAGCUGUCCCUGACUCUGCCUCACAAGACUAUCUACCGCUCCACUGGCGUGACCCAGGUCAACAUUCCCGCCGCCUCCGGUGAGAUGGGUGUCCUCGCCAACCACGUUCCCUCCAUCGAGCAGCUCCAGCCCGGUCUUGUUGAGAUUAUUGAGGAGAGCGGUGCCACCAAGCAGUACUUCCUGUCCGGUGGUUUCGCCGUUGUCCAGCCCGACUCCCAGUUGAGCAUCAACGCCGUUGAGGGUUUCGCCCUGGAGGACUUCAGCGCCGAGGCUAUCCGCGCCCAGGUUACCGAGGCCCAGAAGAUUGCCAACGGCAGUGGCAGCGAGCAGGACAUUGCUGAGGCCAAGAUUGAGCUUGAGGUAUUCGAUCAACAGGUUCUUGAGACCCUGCAGGCUCAUGUCAAAUAG